Molecule: messenger RNA, 963 nt
Organism: Closterium sp. Naga37s-1
Lineage: Eukaryota; Viridiplantae; Streptophyta; Zygnematophyceae; Desmidiales; Closteriaceae
Source: the annotation of a GenBank genome assembly
AUGAGCUUACCUCGGCUGUUACAUCUGUUGUUGUACAACGGUGCUGCAAUGUCCGUGUGGGAUGAUGCGACAGAUGGAGCUAAGAUCUUUCUGGGUCGCCUGGCGCCGUCUCCUCGCUUCUUCCCUUCAGGCAUCAAGGCAAUUGCGGACUAUGUGCACAGCAAGGGGCUCAAGCUGGGCAUUUACUCGGACUCUGGGAGGAGCACAUGUGAAGGCAAGCCAGGGUCACUCGGGCAUGAGGCGAUUGACGCCCUCACCUUCGCUGAAUGGGAGGUGGACUAUCUCAAAUACGAUAACUGCUUCAAUGAUGGCACCCCAAACAAAAUACGCUACACCACCAUGCGCAAUGCGUUGGAGGCCACUGGGAGAGACAUCUUCUUCUCCAUGUGCGAAUGGGGGCAGGACGACCCUUCCAUGUGGGCAUAUGACGUGGCAGACUCCUGGCGCACCACUGUUGACAUUGGAGACUCGUGGAGGAGCAUGAUUCGGAUUGCAGACAAGAACAACAAGUGGGCCAAAUACGCCAAGCCAGGCGGGUGGAACGAGUAUCGUGUGCACUUCAGCCUCUGGGCCAUCAUGAAGGCACCACUCCUGAUUGGCUGCGAUCUCUCAGUUGUAUCAAAUAGGACAUUGGCCAUUUUGGGAAAUGAAGAGGUUAUUGCUCUCAACCAGGACCCACUGGGCGUUCAGGCAAGGAAGGUGCAAGUCUCUGAAGAUGCUUUCAUGGAGGUUUGGUCCGGGCCUCUAUCAGAGGGUCGGCUGGUGGUAGCUUUGGUAAAUCGCAGCCCAAUCAGCUUGAAGAUCACUGCCCAUUGGAAAGCCAUGGGGCUGAAUCCAGGGCAGCGGAUGCAUGCCCGGGACCUGUGGAAGAAGGCCACCAUGGACUCGGUCAUCUCAGGGGAGCUGAGUGCGCGAGUUCCAAGCCACGAUGUGGGGCUCUUCCUCCUCUGGCCCGCAGUCUAG